Coccidioides immitis RS is the source of this 1084-nucleotide messenger RNA. RefSeq lists its product as uncharacterized. The coding region runs from base 115 to 930 and encodes 271 amino acids. NCBI's taxonomy places the organism in Eukaryota, Fungi, Ascomycota, Eurotiomycetes, Onygenales, Onygenaceae. The transcript has 2 exons. The record is from RefSeq and is a predicted model, not a curated record.
GUCUUGCUUGAUUCGACUGUAAUCCCCUUUUUACCUUCUCGUAGGAGAAUCGCAAAAUCAUUUCAGAAACGAUAAUAACCAUCGACUGUUCAGCUUUGGACCCAGACAGUCAAUAUGUCUCCUGCACUCACCCCGCAGCACCCAGAGGAGGUUAUGGUGACCCGCGAGUUGGAGGGGCAAAAUAUUAUUACAUGUAGCUUGCCAUUUUCGCGGUUCGGGGUUCUGAGAAUUGGGGGUCGGGGCACGAUCGUCCGCAUGGCGUCCGGUUCCAGCAUCGUCUUCUCCCCCGUUGCGCUGACAGAGCACAUCAAGGGGCUCAUCACUGCUCUCAACUCCCCGAUCAAGUACAUCAUCGCGCCGGAUAUAGAGCACCAUAUGUUCAUCAGCGACUGGAAAGAAGCCUACCCAGACGCAAAAGUCAUCGGACCUCACGGCCUAAAGGAGAAAAGAGAAGCAAAUCCCAAGACACGAGGUACCUCGCAAAUUGAUUACAUAUUCAAGCCGGAGAACCGGCACAAUCCAAAGAUCUUUGAUGACUUCAACGCCGAGUUCGACACGGAAUAUAUCCCAAGCCAUCCAAACCGGGAGAUUGUUGUUUUCCACAAACCAACCAAGACCUUGCUUCAAGCUGAUCUGUUCUUUAAUCUGCCCGCCACGCAGCAGUAUGAAAAGGUGAAAGGUGGUGAACAUCAAGGCAUUUUGACAAAGAUGUUUAUGCCGGUUUCGACUACGAAAGGCGAUGCAAUUUGGCAAAAGAGGUUUCUUUGGUAUAUGAUUGCCAAGAAUCGGGAUGAGUGGAAGGAAUCAGCAAGGAUCAUUGAUGGGUGGGGAUUUGAGAGGGUGAUUCCUUGCCAUGGCGAUGUGAUAGAGACGGGCGGGAAGAUGGUGUUUCGUAAGGUGUUCGAAUGGUUUUUGGAUGGGAGACAGUAAUUGCAGUGGGUUAAGCAAGAGGCCGCAUUGUGGCUUCCAUGUGUCCUCUACCAAAUGUAUUAUAUGCAUCUAUACUUCAUUCAGUACAACAUCUAUGCAGCCUGUGGGCAUCCAUCGCUCGUUUUAGCAUUGGUGGAAUUGAUUUGUACUAAUA